This is a messenger RNA of Maniola jurtina (meadow brown), 3181 nucleotides long. RefSeq lists its product as uncharacterized. The record is from RefSeq and is a predicted model, not a curated record. Lineage: Eukaryota; Metazoa; Arthropoda; Insecta; Lepidoptera; Nymphalidae. The transcript is spliced from 14 exons. Gene Ontology annotation, cellular component: plasma membrane. The coding region runs from base 846 to 2930 and encodes 694 amino acids.
AACGGUAACACUGGUCUCAUGAGCAGGCAGCAGCAAGUUUUGUAGAAAACAUGAAAGAUGGCAGCAGUUGUAUAAAUUUUCAAUUUUAUUUUACAAAAAUUCUUACUGGAGAAAUUUUUUUCUUGCUCCUUUGUGUAAAAAAUACAUGAAAGUGCAUCAAUAAAUUUGGUUUGAAACAAUGUGUUUGCGUUGUAUUAAUAACACGUUAGUCUCUGACUUGUUGAAUAAUAUUUAAAAUAACUCUUUUCUGGUCUCUGUAACGUGUGUUGUUUAAGUUUAAAUAGGUACCUAAAUGUGUGAGUGAUAAUAAUAUUAUGAUAACCUACACGGUCUUUCUGUAGCAAGUAUAUAAGCGAUUCGACCACAGUUCUGAUGACUAUUGUACUUCAUCAGUUAAACUGUCAAAGGUCUCAAGUGACGGAGUAUUGAUUAUCAGGUAUCGGAAUGUGCGGGUAGGAAUUUGGCAAUGAGAAAAUAAUCAUUAUUGUUUGAUUGCGGUAGUAACCGCACGGUGGUGGUGAUAUGGGUAGCGACACUAACUAAUUACUAGUUAGGAACCAUGGCAUGGCAUGGCAUAUAUUGAUAUGCAGUAGUAUGUUUCUAUCGACAACGGGCCAGUUGUAAUUCUUCAUAUGGGGUUGUGACAGUAUAAUAUUAUUUCCUUUUUAUACAUUUGAUUAUAGUAAACUGCAAGAAAUUGCGACCCGUCUCUCAAAUAUAUUGAUUGAGACAUUAUUGUAGAGAGUAUAGAGGGAGGGUUUGUAGGUAAUGUGUUGUGCUAGUGUGGUAGUGACAGUGCGGUGGUGGUGAGUAGUGACAGUCAGUGAUGCUCGUGAUGCUGAGGCAUGGUGGACGCGGCUGCGGAGCCGGCCGAAGCCGCGGGAAAUGCAGCUACCUCCAGUUUCACCAAGGAGGUAGCGCACGCUUGGGAGUGCCGCAUCGGUCCGCCCGACCAGCCGGCGCCCGCCCACCGAGUGCAGGGCCUCUUCAACGAUAUCGAGCUGUAUCCAACUAAAACGCAGGUUUUUGAAAUGCUGGUAUGCGCACGACAGUGUGCGCGGCGAAAAUCUCUCAUCCUCACAUUUGGAGAGUUCUGCGUUUUCGCAGCAGAACUGCGCCGCUGCUCGAGGCAGACUAGACAAACAUCAAAACCGGAAUCACCUGUUUGGAGCAUAGAAAAAGAAUUUCGGGAUAAGGACUCCAUUUGUAAACAUGUUAACGGCAGCGAGGCGUCGCCACCUCCUUGCGAGGUGUUCCUGGGCGGAUCGUGCAACCCCACCACAUGGAGAUCAGACAUCGCUAUACCUAUGCUUGAAAAGAUGGGCAUCACAUAUUUCAAUCCUCAAGUAGACGACUGGUCGACGGAGUUGAUAGAGGUAGAGCACCGGGCGAAGGCGGAGGCGCGGGCAUUGUUAUUCGUAUUGGACAGCGAGACGCGAGCAGUCGCAGCCAGUGUGGAGGCGGCGCAUCUAGCCGCCGCUCCCAGGGACCUUCUGCUGGUGCUGCGCCCCUACUCGCGCCAUCAGACCAUAGGAUCGGAGACCAUCUCUGACCAGGAAUACAUUGAGCUAUCGCGAGCUCGUGCAACUUUACAAGAAGCGGUAGAAAGGCGAGGGUUGCCCGCAUUCACAGACAUCCCCACAGCGUUACGAUGCGCUCGCACUGUUCUUCGGGGCGCGCGAACGCACCCGCGUCACCCCUUGGGCCACACAAUCCUGCGGCUGAAACGCGCAUACGAUGCAGCCGGCGGCAGAAACGCGCGGUUAACACGCACUAGGGCCGUCGAAGCGCUCAAGGAUGCGACGCGAGUACCGCGCGAAAUUGCGGAACGCUGUUUACCACCGAAUGCGGAUACCAUCGACUUUGAAACGUUUUGUCGAGUCGCCGAGCUUGCUGCUGAUUCAGGGCAAUCACCGCGCACUCCAUCAGGGUCGAGUAUGGCGGCGCGCGUUCGCCGCGCGUUUCGCUCGCUACGUGAUUUGCUCACCUCGUCUACCAUGUCCCCUGACUACCAAAGCCGUAAUGGCACGGAAACGGCAAAUACGGAGCCUGUAUCGCCGAGCGCGGCGGAUCGUGUCUCGAGCUCGCCACGAGAGCACAACCGCUUGCGAGUGCACAACCCUAGGUUACGGGCAUACGGGCAGAAACUCUCCUUGAAGAUCCCUAAGAACGGUGGUAACAGAAGCGGAGUGGAGGAAGGCACGUCGGGCGGCAGCAGCGGCGACUCCGCGUUCACGCCGGGCACGGAGCGGCGGCUGGAGAGGCUUCCCUCCAUGCUGGCUGCGCCCACGCACGAUGUCUACCUCGGCGGAGCCUUCCCUUCGAACAGCACGCGACCGGAAGAAAUCCUGCGACGGGAGGGGUUCACGUACGUGAUACCGCGCGCGAACGACUACACGCGCAUGUUCUCCGCGCCCGCGCGCCGCACCGCGCCCGCGCCCGACUCGCCCUGCCGCGACAAGAAGCCGCGCCCCGACACGCGCACGCCGUCGCCGAGCGCCUCGUCGCCGCCCAGCGACGUGGAGCUGAGGCACAGGACGCCGGACUCGGACCGGCCGGUGGACAGGCUCAGCGCGUCCGAUUACUACACCGUCACGGAGGACGUCACGCCGCAGCCCUUUAAAGGCACGUACGACGAGGAGCAGCUGCUGGGGUCGCGCGUGCUGGUGUUCGCGCUGAGCGCGGAGGCGCCGAGCUUCUCGGCCAUGGUGCUGGCGGCGCACUACAUGGGGCUGCGCGCGCCGCACACCGUGCUGCUGGUGCAGCCGCUCGACCCCGCCCGCGCGCAUCCGUACAGCGAAGCAGCAGUGCGCGAUUACAACCGCGGUCGCCACUACCUCACGGACCUGGCACGGCGAGCCGGCGUGCCCGUGUUCGACGCCGUGGACGACGCCAUGGCGUGCGUGCUCGCGCGCCUGCGCCACACCUAGCGCGCCAUUCACUACGCACACACAACAGUUGGUGCUUCAAACGUUGGAUAGAAGCAGCUGGUCGAUUCAGGAAAAGCUGUCCGUCAUUGAUGCCGUGGACAGUGCGAGCGUGCUCGCGCGCUUGCACCAAACCUGGGCACCAGGCCCUUGACUACGCGCAUACAGAAUAGGUGCUUCAAAUGUUGGAUACAAAUGGUUGUUCGAUUUCGAAAAAGCUGCUCGUCUCUGACGCUGGGGACGAUGCCAUUUCG